This is a messenger RNA of Nomascus leucogenys (northern white-cheeked gibbon), 2826 nucleotides long. It is a transcript of the gene ZBTB32, whose product is annotated as zinc finger and BTB domain containing 32. Gene Ontology annotation, molecular function: DNA-binding transcription factor activity, RNA polymerase II-specific; protein binding; RNA polymerase II cis-regulatory region sequence-specific DNA binding. Lineage: Eukaryota; Metazoa; Chordata; Mammalia; Primates; Hylobatidae. Gene Ontology annotation, biological process: regulation of transcription by RNA polymerase II. The record is from RefSeq and is a predicted model, not a curated record. Gene Ontology annotation, cellular component: nucleus.
GUCCAAGUGUAGCCCUCCCUGCCCCAAGGGCCCUUGCUCACAGGGAAGCUGCACCUAGGACUCUGCCUGCUGGGUGCUAAGACACUGAGGUUCUGGUUCUCUUCAUCUCUGGGUUCCCAGCUCUCUUCUUAAAAGCCAAUGUGGUGGUUUUGAUGUGUGAGAAACUCCUGCCUGGUUGGGUGCUGUCUUUCUAUUCUUCACUUUUUGUCUUAUGAAAAACAAAUUAAACCAUCUCCUUACCCGAAUCUUGAGAGGAAACAGCUUCCCUGUCUCCAGUCCCCAUGUCUUUUCCUCUCAUCUCCUCAGGGGUCCAUUCUCCAAAACGUCUCUCCAUCAUUGGGUCAGGAGCCUCGUCUCCUGUGGCUUCUGCACCUGCUCUCCUCGUUCUCUGGAUGGGAAUGUCUGGUUCCUUCCCUGAGGAUGUGUUCUAGAAGCUUCAGCUUCACUGUGAUGACUGCCGGAUGCCUUAGUGCCUGCGCUUCUGCAGCCAGGAUCCCUAUCAUACUGCCCUCUCUGCCUUUCAGGAGCGAUGGGCUUUUGGGGGAGGACCCAUUAGCUUUCUAAGCUCUCCCAUGAAACUGUGUCGUGCUCCAUCCCUUAGUGCCAGGGUUGACUGGGUUUUGCGGUGAUCCUCGUCUGGAAUGAAGAAAGCCUGGCUUGCGCAGAGGUGUUUCCCUGCAGAGGGGCUUGGAGAAGCAGAAGUGGCAGUAUCUGCUAUCUUUUACGUCAGAGACUGCUAACUGGAAGACUUCCCGCAUGCCUGUCUUGAACCCACUACUAGAUAUUUCUGUUAACUGACUGGCCCUUGCUCUUUAAGUACUGAAUUUGGUCUGAUUUCCAUUCUCUUGCCACCAUGCCUACCUGCUAUGAUUCUGGAUAAGCUCCGAUCCUCUCUUGGGUUACUUUAUUUGCUCACUCAGGACAGAGGGCUCUGAUCUAGGACCAGCAACUCACACCCUCUCCCCUCACAUCCACAGGCUUGAAAUGAGAUGAGAUGUUCCUCCCUCCCCUUUCAACCAUGGACCUCACACUGUGGACUUUCUCUUAGAGCCUCUGAGAUUGGUACUCAAGCAAGGCACAAUGUCCCUGCCCCCCAUAAGACUGCCCAGCCCCUAUGGCUCUGAUCGGCUGGUACAGCUAGCAGCCAGGCUCCGGCCAGCACUAUGUGAUACUCUGAUCACUGUAGGGAGCCAGGAGUUCCCCGCCCACAGUCUGGUGCUAGCAGGCGUCAGCCAGCAGCUGGGCCGCAGGGGCCAGUGGGCUCUGGGAGAAGGCAUCAGCCCUUCUACCUUUGCCCAGCUCCUGAACUUUGUGUAUGGGGAGAGUGUAGAGCUGCAGCUUGGGGAGCUAAGGCCCCUUCAGGAGGCGGCGAGGGCCUUGGGAGUGCAGUCCCUGGAAGAGGCAUGCUGGAGGGCUCGAGGGGACAGGGCCAAAAAGCCAGAUCCAGGCCUGAAGAAACAUCAGGAGGAGCCAGAGAAACCCUCAAGGAAUCCUGAGAGAGAACUGGGGGACCCUGGAGAGAAGCAGAAACCAGAGCAGGUUUCUAGAACUGGUGGGAGAGAACAGGAGAUGUUGCACAAGCACUCGCCACCAAGAGGCAGCCCCGAGAUGGCAGGAGCAACGCAGGAGGCUCAGCAGGAACAGACCAGGUCAAAGGAGAAACGCCUCCAAGCCCCUGUUGGCCAAAAGGGAGCAGAUGGGAAGCACGGAGUGCUCAUGCGGUUGAGGGAAAAUCCAGGGGGCUCUGAAGAAAGUCUGCGCGAGCUCCCUGGCCCCCUUCCCCCAGCAGGCUCCCAGCAAACCAGCGUCACCCCUAGGCCCUCGUGGGCUGAGGCCCCUUGGUUGGUGGGGGGCCAGCCUGCCCUGUGGAGCAUCCUGCUGAUGCCGCCCAGAUAUGGCAUUCCCUUCUACCAUAGCACCCCCACCACUGGAGCCUGGCAAGAGGUCUGGCGGGACCAGAGGAUCCCACUGUCCCUAAAUGCCCCCAAAGGGCUCUGGAGCCAGAACCAGUUGGCCUCCUCCAGCCCCACCCCAGGUUCCCUCCCCCAGGGCCCCGCACAGCUCAGCCCUGGGGAGAUGGAAGAGUCUGAUCAGGGGCACACAGGCGCACUUGCAACCUGUGCGGGUCAUGAGGACAAGGCAGGCUGCCCACCUCGCCCGCACCCUUCCCCGGCCCCUCCUGCUCGGUCUCGGCCCUAUGUGUGCUCUGUCUGUGGAAAGAGGUUUUCACUCAAGCAUCAGAUGGAGACGCACUACCGAGUCCACACAGGAGAGAAGCCCUUCUCCUGUAGCCUUUGUCCUCAGCGCUCCCGGGACUUCUCGGCCAUGACCAAGCACCUGCGGACACACGGGGCCGCUCCGUACCGCUGCCCCCUGUGCGGGGCCGGCUGUCCCAGCCUGGCCUCCAUGCAGGCGCACAUGCGCGGUCACUCGCCCAGCCAACUCCCGCCCGGAUGGACCAUCCGCUCCACCUUCCUCUACUCCUCCUCGAGGCCGUCUCGGCCCUCGACCUCUCCCUGUUGUCCUUCUUCCUCUACCACCUGACGGGGUGUCGGUAGCGUCUUAGCCAAGAGUCCAAUUAAGAACGAAAAGCGGGCCGGCUCGGCUUCUGACCUGGUACCGCUGCUACGGCGGCCUAGCAAAUUCCGCCCCAGAGGCGCCCCAGGAAGGGCGCCGAGUGCCCUCUCCUGGACGAUCGCGGGUCGCAGAAGCACAGGCCCGCGAGCCCUACAGGGUGAGGACACUGAAGUGUGCAGAAGCGAAGGUUAACAGUAGGGGGGAUUGUCGAUCUCAUCACCAUAAUAAAGAGUUUCCUGUGCCCUCCCU